Trichechus manatus latirostris (Florida manatee) is the source of this 4213-nucleotide messenger RNA. Its product is annotated as short chain dehydrogenase/reductase family 16C member 5. The record is from RefSeq and is a predicted model, not a curated record. Gene Ontology annotation, molecular function: oxidoreductase activity, acting on the CH-OH group of donors, NAD or NADP as acceptor. Lineage: Eukaryota; Metazoa; Chordata; Mammalia; Sirenia; Trichechidae. Gene Ontology annotation, cellular component: lipid droplet.
AUGGAUACAGUUCUGGACACUUCCAAAUUUGUGGGAAAAUUUCUGUAUUACUUUUUAGAAUCUUACAAGAUAAUUCCCAAGAAGAAAAAGAGUGUUGCUGGGAUAACGGGAGCUGGCAGCGGCCUUGGGAGACAGUUGGCCAUAAAAUUUGCUCGUCUUGGAGCCAUUUUAGUCCUAUGGGACAUUAAUAAAGAAGGCAAUAUGGAAACAAGUAGACUAGUUAAGGAAAAUGGUGGCGUAAAAGUAUUUGCCUACACGUGUGACUGUAGCAACAGGCAAGAGGUCUACAGUGUUGCUAAACAGGUUAAAAAGGAAGUUGGUGAUGUGACCAUCCUCAUUAACAACGCUGGAAUUGUGACAGGAAAAUUGUUCCUUGAUAUUCCAGAUGAUAUGGUAGAAAAAUCAUUUCUUGUAAAUGCCUUGUCUCAUUUCUGGACUUAUAAGGCCUUCCUUCCUGACAUGAUUGCAGCUAACCAUGGUCACUUGGUCUGUAUUUCAAGUGCAGCAGGAUUAUUUGGUGUUAAUGGACUAGCAGAUUACUGUGCAAGUAAAUUUGCAGCCAUUGGCACUGCAGAGUCUAUCUUCUUAGAAUUAAAUUUUCAAAGGAAAAGUAAAGUUAAAACUACCAUUGUUUGCCAAUAUUUCAUCAAAACUGGAAUGUUUGAGGGCUGUACAACCAAGUACCCAUUUCUAUUACUUCUAUUGGAUCCGGAGUUUGUGGUGCAAAGCAUUGUAAAUGCUAUUUUAGAGGAACAAUUUUACUUAGUAAUACCCAAAUUUUUGUAUGUUGCAUUGAUCCUUAAACAAUUGAUAUCUUCAGAAAUGUUGCUGGCCCUCAGUCAGUACCUUGGAAUUGACACAUGCAUGGCUACAUUGAAAGGGAGAAAAAAGCAGUUUCAAAUUGAAACCGAGAAAACACCAAAAGCUCAAUCCUCAAGUGUGGUGAUGCAAUAAACACAAAGUAUUAUAAAGAUAAGCUGUGUGGAAUUUCUUCCAGUGCUGUUCAAUGCCCUCAGUCCACCAAGAACUCACAGGGUAUCUAGAGGUGCCAGGACACACAGAUAAUUUGACAAGGCACUCAAAUUAUCUACCCAGUUUUCACCAUUUUUUCAUUUUGUAAAUAAGGACAUCAUAACCUUUCCAGUGAACUCAGUGAAUAUAUUUAUAAAAAUAAAUUAAUGCCUAUUUACCCUAUUUAAUGUUAAAACUGACAGCACAAUAGAAAAGGGGUAAUUAUAAACACUUUCUAAAUCAGUGUUUAAGCUGAUAGUUUUUCAACAUGAGAUUAAAGGUACAUGUUAGUUUUGUAAUUAAGAAAAAUAAUUUUUGGUUCACAAAUUAAAGGCUUAUUUUUACUCCCUAUUAAUUUCUACUGGAGUUAGAUGAUUAUAUCAAGGUCCUUAGUGGGAGUGACCCUCCUUAUUAGACAAAAUAAAUCUGUAACUAACCUUUUUGUUUGCAUCUGAGUGUGUCAAAUAAUUCCCAGCUUCUUUACCCCAUAGGAGCUCUGGUGGCAUAGUGCUUAAGUGCUACAGCUGCUAACCAAAACAUCAGCAGUUUGAAUAUACCAGCCUCUCCUUGGAAACCCUAUGGGGCAAUUCUACUCUGUUCUAUUGGGACACUAGGAGUCGGAAUUGACUCGACAGCAACAGGUUUGUUUCUUUUGGUUUUUUAUUCCAUAAGAAACAAAAAAAAUACAUAUUAGACUUUUAUACUCUACUAGCUUGAGAAGGAAAACUUAUUUUCAUAGUUAAUUCAGUAAAAUGCUCUUUCCAUUGAUACAUCUGAAUACAUGAUAUAAGCUCCCUUUUAAAAAAAAAUUUAUACUCAUAAAAUGCACUACACAUGCCUGCCAUUUGCAAACUGUACCUAAUGAUGACAUCUUUCUGUGUUCAGAGUAAUCCUUGAGCUGUGGUCACUAAACAUCAAGUUCAAUACCUAGUGAGUGAUGGUAAAACCAAAAAGUGAAAUUUCAAGUAAAUUAAAGUAUACGUUUUGUUGAGCACUCAGUAGAUGUAAGAUUUAUCAUAUUAUUUGGAAUAUAAUAUUUCUACGUUCAUGAAAAGAAAUCAUAGUUUGAGAUGUAAAUUUGACCAAUAAAGGAAUAAAACAUUCCAGAAAGGCAAUAUUUUCCAGGAAAUUAAAGUUGUCUUUUUGUCUUAGUCUGGGUAAUCUAGAGGAGCAAAACCAGGGAAGCAUACAUAGAUACAUAUAUAUAUAGAGAGAAAUUUACUUCAAGAAAACGGCUCACAAAAUUGGGAGGAAACGGCUCACACAGUUGUGGGGGCUGGCAAGUCCCAAAUCAGUGGGUCAGGCAACAGGCUGAAGACCUCUGCUGGCUCACGUGGUGGCAGGGGUUGAUGAACCCAAACUCUGCAGGUCAGAAGGCAAGCUGGAGGCUUCUAUAGGCUUACAUCCAAAGAACCAGAGGUCAGGUGACCAGAAGAGUGCAGGGUCAAGAAAAGAGGGCGAACUUUGCCACAACAUCCAUUUAUGAACUGGAGGCAGGCCACAUCCCCGAGAAAACUCCCCUUUCAACUGACUGGCUGCUCACAUAAGAUAACAAAAUGGACGGUGAUUACAUAAUGUCUGCCAAACCACUGAGAAGCAUAGCCUAGCCAAGUUGACACAUUUCGUUAACCAUCACAUCUCUUAACAGAUACAUUAGUAAAACAGAUUUCUAAAAAUGUUGACACCUCUCUGCCUUCUUAAACCAAAGAUUCAAAGCACUAUUCAACUUUUCCUUAACUCCUCAGGAGCAUUAAUAUAUUAUUUAAUAACUCAGCUGACACGCGGCAGUGGCUUUUGAGGGCCUUUUAUUUCUAAAUAAAUUAGUCCAUAACACUCAUUAGGCUAUCAGAAUACCUGUCCUGUCGGCUUUUGUUGACUCAAAAGCGAAUGUCUGCUGCUACUUCCAAAAAUGAGUCUGUUUUAUUUUCAAUUAUCUAUCCUGAGGAAAGCCUCUUACUUAUCAACUUAUUCAUUCAAUAUUGGCUGAAUUCCUCUGAUACAUGGCACUAGACGUAUAUGGUGAAUAACACAAUCACUCAAUAAGGGGCAAGGUCUUUGGGAUAGCUAUUAACUACACAAAGAUUUAUGUUUUGUUUGGCUUUGCUUUAUUUUCUGGUUAAUAUUGUUGGAAAUCUGAUUUCUAAUUUAAGUUUACAAUACUUAGAAACUGCAAUCUGUGCCUCUGCUGUCCUUAGUUUGUAUUUACAUAUUGUAGGUAAAGGGUUAACAAAAUCGUUUGCCUUUCUGCAUGAGUAUUUUCCCUUAGGGUAGCUUCCUAGCUCUGCUCUCCUGUAACCUUGUAAGAAUGAAAUGUCCAAGGUGUUUCUAAGCAACACGGUGUAUAAUAAAAAGGAUCCCUGUAAGUUGCAUUAGGACUGGGAGGAGCUAUAAACAAACCAUACAUACUUGAUGGGUUGCUGAGCUUUGGGCUUCCCUGAGCUGGGGGACUCUUGUACCUGACGUCUUGGGGGCUAUACUCCUGGAACUAUUGGCUCUGUGAAGCAUGAGUCUCUUGAGCCAGGGCACAUCCCACACUCGCAUCCGAGGGGAAGCUAUCUCCUGGAUGUUCUGAGUUGACAGCUGCAUAGAAGAGGAAUGCCUGCCACUGUCUGCUGCUCUUGGAGCUCCUUCAUGCGCCCUUCUUCUGAGCGUGCUCCUGCCAGCUCUGCCACAUUGUCCUCCCAGUCUGAAUGUGGAGGUGAGCUAAAAAGCAACCCCUGGUGAGCAAUGUGCUUAUUCUUCCUACAUUGACAGUUUGGUCACUUUAGAAUAUAUAGUAGCUGUCCAUUUACUUUGCUCCAAAUCUUCACAUACAGCCAUGAAACCUAGUAAAAUUAACAAAACUGAAUUGAUUGGGUCCAAAAUGUGGUCACUUCUGUUAUUUCCUCCAUCAAGUUCUCAAAAAGCAUCCUGGUUUUCAAUAGCACUUUACACAUGUAGUCUUCAUCAUACCACACCCUGGACUUUUCAAAACUUUAUGGACUUGUCAGCUUUUUGGAAAUAUUCAUUUUUCAAAUGAAAUAGUAUUAUAAUUGGUAGUUAAAUUAUCCUACAAAAGUCCUCCUAAUCCAGUGUAUAAAAACGGCUUGGAGGCAGUGUUUGACCUCCUCUAACUUCACAAGGGGGAAGGAGAACCAAAAUCAACAGCCCAAGGCUGAUUCUCAUGAGGUGGAGGCCAGACAAGCCUCCUCUCUCUGCCAUC